AGUUCCUGGUUUAAUUGGUGCUAUGGUUCAUCAGCUAAUUAGUUGAUUAAACACAAUCAAUAAGGAUGCAAUUCUCAAUCUUAAUACUUGUGUCAACGUGCUUUAUAAUUGUUAACGGUAAUGGUCCAGUUCGGCCAAAGGUUAACGUUAAAUUAGAUGAUCGAUUACAAUUUGUUAAAAAUUCAAAUGGACAAAUUAAACUUGUUCUGAAAGAUCAUGGCCUGAGACCCGAUCAGUCUCAGGGUGAAUUCAAGUUUCCUACGGAGAUCGAAACAGUCGCUGAACUUGCUGAGCGUGAACGGGAACGUGAGGCAGAGCGUGAGUUGGAACGUGAACGUGAACGUGAACGAGAAAGAGAAUAUGAAAGAGAACGAGAACGAGAACGAGGUUUUGGUCGUGGUCGAGAUCGGGAGCGAGAACGUGAACGAGAACGAGAGCGAGAACGUGAACGUGAACGAGAACGUGAGAGAGAAUUGGAACGAGAGAAAGAGAGAGAACAAGCAAAAGCGAAACAACUUGAACUACUAGAAAGAGAACGGCAAUUGGAACUAGAACGGGAAAAGGAACAGGAUCUAGGAUCGAUCUUGUCAUUUUCUAAAGGACCAGAAAUUUUACCCGGUCUUUCAGUUAAGUUAUCCCAAGAUGACCUUUCAUCCGACUCUGAUGAUUCUGAUAACUCCGAUAACUCUGAUAACUUGGACAACACCAACAACAACAAAGGUCCCGCUAUUGACAUUAACCCGAUGCAAAUAACAGCGUCGGUGGUCAAUCCAACGCUUCCACCGCUCUUACAGAUGAUCAAAUUUUACCUUAAAUUAAUUUGUGAAGGACCAAAUAAGCAAUUUAAGAACAUGAAACUCUAUGGCAAUUAUGGUUUCAACAAAUUUUGUGAUGAACGUAAUUGGACAGAAACAAUUCUCACUAAUCAAUUCAAUCAAUUCCUAAUGUUUAUUCAAAGUCAAAUUCCCAAAAUUGGAUUAUCAAUCUAAUCAAUGAUAAUAAUAAUGUUCCAAUAACAAUUUGUGUUAAUCCAAAUGUCAAAUUUUAUCAAACAAUUUAAACUUGAAAAACUUUCAAACGAAAUGAAAUCAAAUCAAAAUCAUUAACUACUUUCAUCAUUUUCUGAUUAUCUUUUUUCCAACCAAAUGAGAAAAUAAAACUAAAUUAAAACUAA
This is a messenger RNA of Panonychus citri (citrus red mite), 1174 nucleotides long. RefSeq lists its product as uncharacterized. NCBI's taxonomy places the organism in Eukaryota, Metazoa, Arthropoda, Arachnida, Trombidiformes, Tetranychidae. The coding region runs from base 66 to 989 and encodes 307 amino acids. The record is from RefSeq and is a predicted model, not a curated record. The transcript has 4 exons.